Molecule: messenger RNA, 2463 nt
Organism: Cladophialophora carrionii CBS 160.54
Lineage: Eukaryota; Fungi; Ascomycota; Eurotiomycetes; Chaetothyriales; Herpotrichiellaceae
Exons: 2
Coding region: 1-2463 (820 amino acids)
Biological process (GO): DNA-templated transcription; positive regulation of transcription by RNA polymerase II
Cellular component (GO): nucleus
Molecular function (GO): zinc ion binding; sequence-specific DNA binding
Source: RefSeq, a predicted model, not a curated record
AUGCUCGAAUGUUGGCCCUCUGCCCUGGCUACAACCGCUGACCGACCGCCAGAAUGCCUAUACCCCGAACCAAGUCGCCAACGCCGAAAGCGUGUCCGUACUGUCGACCAGUUCGAGGCUCUGGAAACCAGACUGAAGCAAAUGGAAGCGUGUCUCGAGAAAGCCACCCGUGCUCCAGAGCCGGGACUCUGCUCCAGUACGCCAAAGCGACGCCCCCGGAGCCGUGGCUCUUCCGGAGGCUCUCACGAGGGCCCCAAGCGUGUCGAGGGCGCCCAUUUCCACCCCACGGACAAGUUUGUCUUGACCCAGCAUGCGACUGAGAAUAGCGAAGACGGCUAUCACGGCUACUCCGGCGACCGAUCAUUCAUUCAGCGGAUGCGAGAAGUAAGAAAUUGGGCUGGGGCCGAAGUCCAUCGCAGGUUACGGCGGUCAGACGGGCAGCUGCCCAGCCUAUUCGAACCAGACUAUGGUCUUGCCGCGACAGCCUACCUUCCUUCCAAAGAGCGUUCUCGGACAUUGAUUGACGCUGCGUUGGAUGCGUAUGCGCUGACCCCAAUUCUGCACCGGCCGACGUUUGAUUACUCUUGGAAUGUUAUCUACUCAAUUGAGCCGAGUCAGUACACGGCCGAUGAGCUCCGGUUCCUGCCCCUUCUGUAUGCCGUGCUCGCUCUGGGAUGCUUGUUCGCCCAGGCAGAUGCCCAGAAGUCGUCCCGUGACACUGCGAAGGCCGACGGGUACGUGUGCCCCUAUUCAGGAGUGACGUUUCCAGUGUUGACUUCUGCUAGCCUUCGUUUCUUCGCUGCCAGCCGCUGCUUGAUCGACCUCAGCCAUUGUGCAAACGAAACCAACCUGCAAACAAUUGUGUUUCUGAAUCUUUUCCUCAUCGAGACCGCCCGCACCGGGUCCUGUUAUUCAUACCUCUCCCACACACUCACACUCGCCCUGCGGAUGGGUCUGCAUCGAUCCAUGCUCAGAGAUUGUGAUCCGAUUAGGAGCGAGGUCGGCAAGCGGGUCUUCUGGACAAUCAGGCUGUUCGCAAAUUACUUUGCAACCAUUGUGGGCAUGCCGAGACCUCUGGGUGAUGACAAUGUCGACCAGGAUCUACCCGUGGAAGCAAAUGAUGGAUACAUCACAGACGCCAAAGUUUCACCUCAACCAUCCACUGAAGUGUGCCAAAUCCUGGGGAUGAAUACAUAUAUCAAACUCCACAACAUCCUGGGACAAGUUGUGAGGCACGUAUAUCCGCUUCGAGGGAUCAGCAAAAGCCCAGGCAAGGAGUCGGCGAGCUACAUGGUUAGCAUCGAGAAUAUUGGAGCGAUUGAAGAGGCUCUCAAAGCAUGGGAGGCGAGCGUGCCACCAGGCUUUCGUUUAGGCGACGACGACCCAGAAUCCAGGUCAUUGUUACGUGCUCAAUACCUCCUCUCCAUGUCACAUGCACAUGUCCAAGUGUACCUGUACCGACCAUUCCUGCACUAUCUCUCCAAGUUUUCACGGCCCGGUGGAUCAGUAUACAGCAGUAUGGACUAUACUUCCUAUGCAUCGGCAUGUCUGCAAGCAUGCCAGAAGAUCCUGAGGCUUAGCGGACAGGUGUGUCAGCGCGAGCUUAUCCAAGGCUGCAACGUGGUAUUCUCUCAUAUGGUCUUCACAUCCAUCAUCUCCCUGCUAUAUGUCCUCCUCAGCUCCGUCGGAUGGGGUGAGGGUGGAGUCGAUAUAAUUGUCGGUGAUAUCGCUCUGGGAUGUAAAGUUAUGUGGGUAAUGUCGCACUACAACGAGGCGAUUGAGACAGGUCAGAGUAUCGUGGCGGUGGGUCAUUCAUUCGCUUCUAUGCAUCAGAUGCUCUCGACUGACACUCUUCUCAAGGCAAUGAUAGCAUUGCUUCCGAAAGAGCUGGCCCAUGCCCGAGACCGGUUGCAGAACUCUUCUUGUGAGAGAGGCAAUCUGCAACAUGCCCAAGACAACCUCACUGCAGAUUUGAACGGGCGUGAUCCUGCUGCUCCCCUUGCUUUCCAGCCGACGAUGCUCGGGGCAGCAGAAAAGGGACUCCCCGUGCACGUGCGGCCCGAGCUCACGCAAAUUUCACCACAGCUAUACGGUGCUGAUGCUUCCGCCACGAGAGCCACCGCUACGGCCCCCUUCAGCAGACAUCCAGUCCCCGAUCUUUAUCCCGAUGCAAACACCCCAUCACUUGACUGCCUCGAGGCUCAGCCGUUCAGCUUCGCCGACGCCCCUUUCUUCGGAGAGAUGUGGAACGGCAUGAACAUGGCGUGUUUUUCCUAUUGGGACCCGGCGUCCAGCAGCAGUCACCGUGAUGGUAGUGGUAACGUCGACAUGAACAGUAUGGACCCGUUCUCCGGAGGGUUCUCGAAGGGCGUGGGCGUGGGCGUGGACAUGGGCACGAAUAUCAAUAUGGGUCUGGAUCAAGUGAGGCAGAUGAUCAAUAACAAUGCAGAAUAUACGUUCUAA